Messenger RNA from Blepharisma stoltei, 909 nucleotides. The record is from the annotation of a GenBank genome assembly. NCBI's taxonomy places the organism in Eukaryota, Ciliophora, Heterotrichea, Heterotrichida, Blepharismidae.
AUGGAAGAAGAGUGGCUCAAUACACUAAAGCAAGGUAAGUGUCUUGCUGAAAGCGAUCUGUUUAAUCUCUGCGAGAAAGUCAAGUCAAUACUCAUGGAAGAAAAUAAUGUCCAGCCAGUUUCAGCUCCUGUGAUAAUCUGUGGAGAUAUCCAUGGACAAUUUUACGACCUUCUCGAACUUUUUAGAGUAGGAGGCCCAAUCCCUGAAAAAAACUAUAUUUUUAUGGGCGACUACGUCGAUCGUGGCUAUAAUUCAGUAGAAACAUUUGAGUUCCUCAUGGCCCUAAAAGCCAACUAUCCACAAAGCAUCACAUUACUCAGAGGCAACCACGAAAGCAGACAAAUUACACAAGUUUAUGGCUUUUAUGACGAAUGCGUUCGGAAAUACGGCAAUGCAAACCCCUGGAAGUACUGCACAGAGGUCUUUGACUACUUAAAUAUAUCAGCAGUGGUAGAAGACAAAAUUUUAUGCGUGCAUGGUGGAUUGUCGCCUGAAAUAAAGACGAUUGACCAAAUUAGGGUAAUAGAAAGAAAAGUUGAAAUUCCUCAUGAAGGGGCAUUUUGCGAUCUUAUGUGGAGUGAUCCUGAAGAUAUUGAAACUUGGUCAAUGAGUCCAAGAGGCGCUGGAUGGAUUUUCGGAUCAAAAGUGACUGAAGAAUUUAACCAUAUUAAUGGUCUCAAUUUAAUAUGCAGAGCACACCAGCUCGUGCAAGAAGGGUACAAGUUUUGGUUUCCUCUUCAGAAUUUAGUCACAGUUUGGAGUGCUCCGAACUAUUUUUAUAGAUGUGCUAACCAAGCAGCUAUUUUGGAGGUUUCAGAGGAUUUAUCAAGCACUUUUAAAAUGUUCACAGAAGUCCCGGAGAGUGCUAAAAGCAUCCCUCCUAGAUCUGUCGUUCCGUAUUUUCUUUAA